Molecule: messenger RNA, 2078 nt
Organism: Neofelis nebulosa (Clouded leopard)
Lineage: Eukaryota; Metazoa; Chordata; Mammalia; Carnivora; Felidae
Gene: TMPRSS12
Product: transmembrane serine protease 12
Exons: 5
Coding region: 551-1753 (400 amino acids)
Biological process (GO): proteolysis; acrosome reaction
Molecular function (GO): serine-type endopeptidase activity
Source: RefSeq, a predicted model, not a curated record
UUUCCCUCUCCCCUUCCCAGCUUCCGCGCCUCAGUUUAGCUGCCCUGACUUCUGGAAGCCUUCCGGGCCCUACAAGUCUGAGCUAGCAGUGCCCAGGGGCCCUGCACGUCCCCUCCCACAACAGUGGCCCAACUGUACUGUACGAGCGCAGUGGAUCUGGCCAAUGAAUGAAGGCUCGGAUCCGGCGAGGGCAGCACUCCUCAGGUGCGUCUGCCCCGUGAGUGGAAGCCAACGGGCACAGCCCCAUCCGGGCCACUCCGCCAGCCUCGCUGGCCUCCUGCCCCUGGCCACCCCGGUGUGCUGGGGUCUCCCGCUCUGCAUGCCCGCACACCCAGUCUCCUAGACUGCGGCCAGCCAAUGCACACCCGCGUCUCUUAGGCCGUGGCCCAUCGGCGCACUGCCCCCCAUCUCCUAGGCCACGGCCCACCUGUGCACCGCGCCCCCUCCCCAGGCCGCGGAGCACCUGUGCCCCCCACCCCUGUCUCCUAGCCCGCGAAGCGCCUGCGCACCCCCGUCUCCCAGCCCGCGGCCCACAGCCGACAGACAGGAAAUGCCUGCCGCCAUCUUGUGCGCCAGGAGUUUCAAAAUGGGGCUGCGGCUCCUGAGUGCAGCUCUGCUGUUUGUGGGCAGCGCUCUCCCGUACGCAGCGCACUACUCACUCUCUGAAAGGACGGGACACGGCCCCCGGCAGGAGCAGGUGGCUGCCCCGGGGUGGCCUGAGGCCCCGCGAGCAAGGCGGAGGGCACCCCAGGCCCGGGAGGAGGGAGCCGCAGACGAAGAGGGCAGUAUCUGUUCAUUCCUCUCUUUGGACGGUGUCCUGUGCGUCUUCCCCACCUCUGUAGUGUUUGGAUUUGGGUCCCUCCCUUUCUGUCGUUCCAACUUUUUAUUUUUAGACUGUGGAACAGCACCACUUGCAGAUGCAUUGAAAGGGUCUCGGAUUAUAGGGGGCACAGAAGCUCAAAUUGGUGCAUGGCCAUGGCUAGUUAGCCUGCAGAUCCAAUCAGGCAAAAUUCUUGCUCACAUAUGUGGGGGAAGCUUAGUGAAAAGUAAGUGGGUCCUCACGGCUGCCCACUGCACUAAGGACACUAGAGAUCCUUUAAUGUGGAGAGUUGUGAUUGGAACUAAUAACAUACAUGGAGGUCCUCCAUACUCGAAGAAGAUAAAAGUUAAAGCAAUCAUUAUCCAUCCAGAUUUCAAUUUGGAAACUUAUGUAAAUGAUAUUGCGCUUUUUCAUUUAAAAAAAGCAGUGAGGUAUAAUGACUAUGUUCAGCCUAUUUGUCUACCUUUUGAUGUUUUCCAAACGCUGGACCAAAACACGAAGUGUUUUAUAAGUGGCUGGGGAAGAACAAAAGAAGAAGGUAAUAUUACAGAUGUGUUACAGGAAGCGGAAGUACAUUAUAUCUCUCGAAAGAUCUGUGAUUCUGAGAAGAGUUAUGGGCAAAUAAUCCCUAAUACCUCAUUUUGUGCAGGUGAUGAAGAUGGAAUUUUUGAUACUUGCAGGGGUGAUAGUGGUGGACCAUUAAUGUGCUACUUACCAGAACACAGACGAUUUUUUGUAAUGGGAAUUACCAGUUACGGAUAUGGCUGUGGUCGGAAAAAUUUCCCUGGUGUCUAUUGUGGGCCCUCCUUCUACCAGCAGUGGCUGACGGAUCACCUCUACCGGGCAAGCAGUAAAGGCAUGUUUAACGUAAAUGUUCUACUUGGACAGGUCCUCAUAGCCUCAGGUUCUGUUGUCUUACUGGGAAUCCCAUAAUGAAAUUCUGAAGAAUCUUUAUCUUGCGUCGUGUCCCUUUCCAUGUUCCACCUAAUGAAACCCAUUUAUCCUUUUGGCAAGUAAUUGCCCGCUUUGCACUUCUCAUGUGAACGUUUUUUGCAACAAAAGGAUUGUGACAUAUUAGAUAUGUUUUCAUAAAUUUGGCACUGACAUGCCUCUUUGACGUCUUUUGAUUUUUUUUUAACUUUAUAAUCAUAAUUUUGCAUUUGGAAUUCUUCCCUAGAGUGUGUAUGGAAUAUUCAGUUAAAUAUAUGCUUUAUGUAUACAAAUGCCAAAUAAUAAAGAGUUUAUAAUUAAAAUGAAA